Aphanomyces astaci is the source of this 586-nucleotide messenger RNA. RefSeq lists its product as hypothetical. The record is from RefSeq and is a predicted model, not a curated record. NCBI's taxonomy places the organism in Eukaryota, Oomycota, Saprolegniomycetes, Saprolegniales, Verrucalvaceae. The transcript has a single exon. Bases 51 to 509 code for a protein of 152 amino acids.
UUUUUCGAAGCUUGAAGCUGCCCAUUUUGGCAGCGCAACGAAGUCCGCUCAUGGAUGCCCUUAAGAAGCGGCGGACGGAAGCGGCGGUGGAAGCGGUUCGAUCGAAGAAGAUGAAUAUCAGCGAAGCGGCCAAGGAGUUUCGUCUCCAUCGCAUGUACAUAUCACGCCGAUUGCAUGGGGACGUGGGCCUGUUUUCGAUGCGCGGGCAGUCGAGUUUGCUCACACCACACCAAGAACAAGUGGUGCUGGACACGGCGCGCGCCAAGAUCCGGCAGCACCGUCGGUGUUUGAGUCCCACCGAAUUGGCGACCGUCAUGCGCGAAUGUGUCCAAGCCAGCGAUUCCUCCCGGAAACUGCCCAAGAAUUUCCCAUCCCUUCGACAAGUGCGGAGCUUCGUCGACCGCCAUCGAAAGAACGACCCGUCGCGACAGAUUGUCACCGGCACCGACGACACGAAGCAACCAGUGCCUGGAUUGCCUUGGGCUCCCGAUGCAGUCAAAGCGUGCUGAAUAACUUGAAUACGAAAGUACAAUGUUAUGAAGGUCACAGCAUCCUUCGUGCAGAAAUGUACGCGUAUGCUUUCGAC